GCCUUUAUUCUUUCGCCUCUUUCUCUCAAUCCGUAACCCUAUCGGCUUUUGCCGCCCACGAUUAGGGUUUCGCUUUCUCGUCGAUCGCCCCACUUUGAUCCUCGGAUUUAGGUUUUCAUCCCGCUUAGGAAAUGAUGCAAGGUGGAGGAAUGGUUCCGCCUUCGAUGGACCAGCAGUAUCAGAUGCAUCCACCUCCGCAGUAUCAGAUGCCGCCGCCGACACAGCCUGUUCCGCCACAAUGGGGAACCGUUCCACCGCCUGCGCCUCAACCGCAGUACCCUCCGGCGCAGCCGAUUCCGAUGUGGAGCCAGCAACCUGCUCAGAUUCCUCCGGCGCAGUCUAUGCCGCCUAUGCAGCAGCCGCAACAAUUUCAACCCCAGUAUGGCGCGCCCAUGCAAACACUUGCCAACGUUCCUUUCCCGGCUGCGCAACCUCAGUCUGCCGACGAGAUUCGCACUCUCUGGAUUGGAGACCUGCAGUAUUGGAUGGAGGAAUCAUACAUCAGUAAUUGCUUCGCGCAAAGCGGGGAGGUUGUGUCUGUGAAGCUUAUCAGGAACAAGCAAACUGGGCAAUUGGAAAGCUAUGGUUUUAUUGAGUUUACUUCUCGUGCGGCUGCAGAGCGAGUCCUUCAGGCUUACAAUGGAACAUUGAUGCCUAAUUCUGACCAAGUUUUCAGGUUGAACUGGGCAUCUGCAGGUGGAAAAAAGGGUGAUGAUGCUGGUGAUUUUACAAUAUUUGUUGGGGAUUUGGCAUCUGACGUAACAGAUUUUAUGUUACAAGAGGCAUUUAGGAGCCACUAUCCAUCCGUGAAGGGGGCGAAACUUGUUACAGAUAGAAUUACUGGGCGUUCAAAGGGCUAUGGAUUUGUUAGGUUUGGAGAUUUGAGCGAGCAAACUCGAGCCCUGACUGAAAUGAAUGGGGUUUAUUGUUCUUCUAGACCCAUGCGGGUUGGCCAAGCAGCCAGUAAAAGGUCUACUGAUGGGCAGCAGCAAGAUUCCACAAAAGCUUCAUUCCAAAGUGUUCAGGGAAACAAUUCGGAGAGUGACCCAAACAACACCACUAUUUUUGUUGGCGGCCUGGAUCCAAAUGCUACGGAGGAUAUCUUGCGACAGAUUUUUAGCCCUCAUGGAGAACUGGUUCAUGUGAAGAUUCCUAUUGGAAAGCGUUGUGGCUUUGUUCAGUUCGUUAACAGAGCUUCUGCAGAGGAAGCUUUAAUGAUGUUGCAGGGAACUCAGCUUGGUGGGCAAAAGAUGCGCCUUUCAUGGGGUCGUAGUCCAAAUAAGCAGCCGCAGCAAGACACUAAUCAAUGGAACGGAAACUACUAUGGGUAUGGACAAGGCUAUGAAGCAUAUGGGUAUGCUCAAGCUCCUCAGGAUCCGAACAUGUAUGCAUAUGGAAAUUAUCCAGGAUAUGCAAAUUAUCAGCAACAGCAGUGAAUUUUACUGGGAAUGCGUCAUUUGACUUGCAGAUGAUAGCAUUUGGUAAGCAGUAUCUUGAAUUUCACUAGCCGGUUUAUUAGGUCGGGUUGCAGGGUACCUUAACGUGGAUAUAAUAGAUUAUGUUUGGUUCAUCUUCAGAGGCUGCAUUAUUUACGCUUUUUAAGUUUUUCCUUGGCAAUGAUACGUGAGUGUGUUGUCUUAACUCUAGUUACCUUUUCUCUGUAAUUUCUAUGAUUGAGAAGUAUCAAAUUAACUGAGUAGCCGUUAGUAUUUCUGGAUUAUUAAUGAAUGAAACUGGUCUAUUCUAGCUUUUUUUGCUAA
This is a messenger RNA of Dendrobium catenatum, 1760 nucleotides long. RefSeq names its product polyadenylate-binding protein RBP45. The transcript has 7 exons. The record is from RefSeq and is a predicted model, not a curated record. Gene Ontology annotation, cellular component: cytosol. Gene Ontology annotation, molecular function: mRNA binding. Bases 132 to 1436 code for a protein of 434 amino acids. NCBI's taxonomy places the organism in Eukaryota, Viridiplantae, Streptophyta, Magnoliopsida, Asparagales, Orchidaceae.